CAGCCUCCACAAGAGCUCGCCUCUCACGAUUACUAUCGCAGCUUGAUCCCAGCUGUGUCCCUCCUCCUUCACCCAACACCACCAACACCUCACAACCUGGUCCCAGUCUUUGUACGGAUAGUCUCAGCCACCUACUCCCACUACACAGAGCUCUCCCACACCACCCACACCACCUACACCGCAAGACACCGCGAGACAGGCAACACACACAAACACAUAGACGCAACAUCACAAUGGGCUUCUUCGACCUGUCCACAGGCAGCGUCAUCUCCGGCCGCUCCUCCCACUCCCGCCGGCACUCCUCCCACCACUCCAAAAAGCACAACAGCAGCAAGCACCGCUCCCGCUCCCGCUCCUCCUCGCGCUCCCGAAGCAAGCGCCACAGCGCACCCAGCAUCGCCGCCUCCAUCUUUGGCGGCGACGACUACAAGAAGAACAACGCGUCGCGCGGUUCCUUUUUCGGCAUUCCCAAUGCUUCGCGCUCAUCAUUCUUCGGCUUCGGCGGUGGCCGCCCCUCGUACUACAAACGCUCCCCCCGAAACGGCUUCGUCCAAAAAACCCUCAAGCAAGUCAAACGCCUCUGGCGCGACCUAGUCUACUACGCCAAAAAACACCCCUACAAAGUCGUCGCCCUCGUCAUCAUGCCCCUCAUCACAGGCGGCUUCCUCACCGCCCUCCUCGCCCGCUUCGGCCUCCGCCUCCCGCCCGGCAUCGAGCGCAUGAUUGGCAUCGGCGCGAAAGCCGCCUCGGGCGACUCCAUGGGUCUCGUCGGCGAGGCGGUUCGCAUGGCGAGCGGCGGGUUUGGCGGCGGGCUUGCUGGUGGCGCUGCUACCCGCGCGCAUGUCGAGAGAGGGUAUGAUGGGGAUUAUUCGUGGGAGAGGAGGAGUGUUGACCGUGAUGGUGGUGGUGGUGGUGGUGGUGGUGGCGGCGGCGGCGGUGGUUGGGCUGAUGGGCUCAUGAGUGGUGUUGCCAAGAUGUUUGUUUGAAAACCUCUCGAUUCAUGAGGCAUGGGGGGAAAAAGACGAACGGGGUAAGAAUCACGACUGGUAUGGGUGGACAGUUUGUUCAGCUGUCUGAAGGGCGUCUACUUUUGGGUUACGGGAUCUUCGACUACUUUAUUCUGGUUCGUCCCAUGCAUCUUUGGAAAAUGCAUGCCACGUUAGACCGUGCAUGGCGCAUUUACAUAUAU
Molecule: messenger RNA, 1189 nt
Organism: Colletotrichum phormii
Lineage: Eukaryota; Fungi; Ascomycota; Sordariomycetes; Glomerellales; Glomerellaceae
Exons: 2
Coding region: 234-986 (250 amino acids)
Source: RefSeq, a predicted model, not a curated record